Owenia fusiformis is the source of this 457-nucleotide messenger RNA. The record is from the annotation of a GenBank genome assembly. Lineage: Eukaryota; Metazoa; Annelida; Polychaeta; Sabellida; Oweniidae.
GACUGAAAUCUGUGCAUUCAGUGGGUUUAAAAUAUACCCUGGCCAUGGAAAAAGGGUCGUCAAAACCGAUGGCAGGUCCUUUGUAUUUAUUAACUCAAAAUGUGAAAAAUCACAUGCAAUGAAGCGUAAUCCACGUAAAAUCUCCUGGACAGUGAUGUACAGACGUAAGAACAAGAAGGGUCAGCAAGAGGAGUUGUCCAAGAAGAGGACACGUCGUACAACCAAGUUCCAACGUGCCGUUGCUGGCGCCACUCUCACAGACAUCAUGGCCAAGAGGAAUCAGAAGCCAGAAGUCAGGAAGGCACAGAGAGAACAGGCCAUCAGAGCUGCCAAAGAAAAGCAGAGGGCCAAGGAUGCUAACAAGAAGAGCUCCAAGCCCGCUGCUAAGGCUGCCUCCAAACAGAAGGCUCCCCGUGCUGCACCCGCAAUGAAGUCACGUGUAGGAGGAAAACGAUAA